Molecule: messenger RNA, 912 nt
Organism: Doryrhamphus excisus (bluestripe pipefish)
Lineage: Eukaryota; Metazoa; Chordata; Actinopteri; Syngnathiformes; Syngnathidae
Product: intraflagellar transport protein 20 homolog
Biological process (GO): cilium assembly; protein localization to cilium
Cellular component (GO): intraciliary transport particle; non-motile cilium; ciliary basal body
Source: RefSeq, a predicted model, not a curated record
UUCACCGCUAGGCGAUAUUAGCAUGUUUGUCCUAUUGGACUUGCCGUAGCCCACCGCUACGUCGACAAUAGCAACUGUUGUUUAGUUGCUACGAAGAUUUUUCCGGAGUAUUUUCUUUUAUGGGAGGAAUCAUCGACAAAGUUUAAGAUCCCAUAACGAUUUAUCCAGUUGUAGGUAGCGGGGAGCUGGAGCCUAUUCCGGCUCGCGGCUCGCAUUCACCGAGUGGGAAUUGAACCCACUCAGCGGUCACAGAAGAAGUCAGGACGUCUACGAUGGCUCAAGACCUGCUGGAAGAAGAGGGCAUUUAUUUUGAUGACCUCAGCAAGCUCCGAGCACUGGAACCAGAUGUCAGCCAGAAGACCACCGAGCUCAAGGAAGAGUGCAAAGAAUUUGUCGGCAAAAUUGGCCAGUUUCAGAGCAAGGUUGGAGGUCUGAUCCAGCUGGUGGACGAGCUGGCCAAAGAGACAGAGACGGAAAAGUUCAAGGUGAUCGGAGCACGAAACCUGCUGAAGCUGGUGGCCAAGCAGAGGGAAGCCUUGCAGCAGCAGCUUCAGGCUCUCAUCGACGAGAAGAAGAUGCAACUCGAAAGGUACUGCAUCGAGUGUGAGGCCUUGGCUAAAGUGGAGUCUGAACAGAACGAGUUCAUCAACCAGUUUAUUCUGCAAAACUGAUCACAAAGACGGUGUUCCUUCGGCUAUGAAGAGCAGCCAUGUCAGCGGUGGAAGGUUCAGGUUGGACUGCGGACUACCAGUACCCACUUAGAUCCUCCUGGUGCUCCUCCUGCUGAGCCAUCAGUGAAUGGAUGCACUAGCAUCUGUUUACAUUCAUUUUAGUCAUUCAGUGAUGAUAAUCUAUAUAUAUGCUAUGUAAAUUAUGAUUGACUUGUCCAUGUCAAUAAAAUAUAACAUUAUU